GAGAAACAAACAAACACCACCCGAGAAAGCAGAGCCCUCAGUCUCUGUGAGAGAGAGAGAGAGAGAGAGAGAGAGGUCUUGACUCUCGGGUUUCAAACAGAACGUCAGAGUGCGAGCAAAGAAGCGAGGCGGAGAUCGAGGUGGGUUCCAAACACACGUCGUCUUCAGGUAAACUCCAUGUGCCCACAUGUAUGAUUGUGAUUAAAGAGCCAGAGAGUGAGACUAGAACAAGUACUUGUAUCCACAGCCACCAUUGUGUUUAUUUAUGACCUUCACGCCAGCACCAACUUCAUCCCCAGUCGUAACAUAAUCAGAAAAGGCUUGGGGACGAAUCGGAAUUCGCUUAGUUGGAUCAUGAAUAUGGUGCUUUAAUGUUCAUAUACACGCGCCAUAACAUUCGACGACGACCGCAAUAACAGCCAUUUCGUGGCAAUUAUUUUGAGGUGGAGGAGAAGAGUGGGAAAGAGAUGAAGGAGAAGAGCGAGAGUGGAGGUGGAGGGUAUGUGAGAGCAGAUCAGAUAGAUCUGAAGAGCUUGGACGAGCAGCUUCAGAGGCAUCUGACACGAGCAUGGACGAUGGAGAAGAACAAGAAUAAUAAAGAAGAGGAGAGUGGAGGGAGGUCUACCCAAACGAGGCAAGAAUGGGAGAUUGACCCUUCCAAGCUCAUCGUCAAAAGCGUCAUUGCUCGCGGCACUUUUGGCUCCGUUCACCGUGGCAUUUAUGAUGGCCAAGAUGUUGCAGUGAAGCUCCUUGACUGGGGAGAAGAGGGCCAUCGGUCAGAAGCUGAAAUAGCUUCUCUGAGAGCAGCUUUUACGCAAGAAGUUGCUGUUUGGCACAAGCUUGACCAUCCUAACGUAACAAAGUUCAUUGGAGCAACAGUGGGCUCAUCAGAUCUACACAUACAAAUGGAAAAUGGUCAUAUAGGAAUGCCAAGUAAUAUUUGUUGUGUUGUUGUUGAGUAUUGUCCUGGGGGUGCACUCAAGUCUUACCUCAUCAAAAACAGGAGAAAGAAGCUCGCAUUUAAAGUGGUUGUCCAACUGGCACUUGAUCUUGCAAGAGGGUUGAGCUAUCUCCACUCGAAGAAGAUUGUCCACAGAGAUGUCAAAACAGAAAACAUGCUUUUAGACAAGACACGAACCUUGAAGAUAGCUGACUUUGGAGUAGCUCGCAUUGAGGCUUCUAAUCCUCAUGACAUGACUGGGGAAACUGGAACUCUUGGUUACAUGGCUCCAGAGGUUUUAAACGGUAGUCCAUAUAAUAGAAAGUGUGAUGUGUAUAGUUUUGGUAUAUGCCUAUGGGAGAUAUACUGCUGCGACAUGCCAUAUCCUGACCUUAGCUUCUCAGAAGUGACGUCUGCUGUUGUCCGUCAGAAUCUGAGGCCAGAGAUACCUCGAUGUUGCCCAAGCUCUCUGGCAAAUGUAAUGAAGAGAUGCUGGGAUGCGAAUCCUGACAAGCGACCAGAGAUGGAUGAGGUGGUGACAAUGUUGGAAGCUAUAGACACUUCAAAAGGUGGAGGCAUGAUCCCUCAUGAUGAGCCCCAAAGUUGUCUUUGUUUCCGAAGAUACCGUGGACCUUGAAACCUCAAAUAUUUUUAGUAAUCUGGAGGCUCAAUUCGUAUUUGUUUAACUGAAAUGAAAUGAUAGAUAGGGAUGGAAGAAUCAAAGAUGAAAUGCACAGAAAAAGCAAUGAAGAGUUCUGCAAUAUGUAGUUACAUACACUGUUGGGCUGUGAUUUUUGUAAACCUAACUGUGCCUUUCCUCAUUUCACCUACUUGUUAGCUUCCGCGUCAUUUCAUGUCAUGAGCUUGUAAGUGAUCUGUUUUAGCUCAA
Molecule: messenger RNA, 1829 nt
Organism: Prosopis cineraria
Lineage: Eukaryota; Viridiplantae; Streptophyta; Magnoliopsida; Fabales; Fabaceae
Product: serine/threonine-protein kinase STY13-like
Exons: 6
Coding region: 468-1577 (369 amino acids)
Biological process (GO): protein phosphorylation
Cellular component (GO): plasma membrane
Molecular function (GO): protein kinase activity; ATP binding
Source: RefSeq, a predicted model, not a curated record